Grammomys surdaster is the source of this 1818-nucleotide messenger RNA. It is a transcript of the gene Fance, whose product is annotated as FA complementation group E. Gene Ontology annotation, cellular component: Fanconi anaemia nuclear complex. The transcript is spliced from 12 exons. The coding region runs from base 1 to 1818 and encodes 605 amino acids. Gene Ontology annotation, biological process: interstrand cross-link repair. Lineage: Eukaryota; Metazoa; Chordata; Mammalia; Rodentia; Muridae. The record is from RefSeq and is a predicted model, not a curated record.
AUGCGCGUGCAGUCUCAACUGCCUGCCCCGCCCCCUUGGGCUCUCUUCUCGCUCUCGGGUUUCCUAGGCGCGGGUAGUUCGCGCGGGCCUAGGGAAGCUCCGGUCCCUGCGUCCUGGUCGCCGCCCCGCGACGGCUCUGCGCUGGCGAGGCCGGUGUCGGACACCGUGGCCUCGGCCGGGGCGGUGCCCUGGGCGACCCUGGAGGCCCCCGCCCGCCUCCUGCUGCAGGCGCUGCAGGCAGGGCCUGAGGGCGCGCGGCGCGGGCUAGGGGUUCUGCGCGCCCUGGGCCGGCGCGCUGAACACUUCCCUUGGAAUGGCUUCCUGGAGGCGCUGGGCCGCGCAGAGCCCGAGGUGCGGGGUCCCGAAGGCCGCCUGGAGCUGAUCCCACUAUUGCUCCGGUUGCCUGGGGUAUGCCAGAAGAACCUGAUGUCCUUGCUGCUGGCUCUUCGACCCACCUUACCCGAAAGCGGCCUCCGCUCAGUGCUGCAGCUCCAGCGGGACACAGCGUCUGUCCCUGAUGCCUGGCUCCACGCCCUCAUGGAGUUACUAAGGAGGGAUGUUGGGGUUGGAGUCCCUGUGGAGGGAUCCUCUCCAUUGACCGGAAGCUGUCAGUCACAGCUCCGAGACCUGUGUGGGCGUCUGGGCCAAGGGGGGAGGGGGCUGAAAUCGGCCCUGGCUCCAGAUCCAGAGCAAGAGGACGGACUCUCUCAGCUUUGUGGGAAACGGAGGAAAGAGCCAGAGGAUGAGGCUGAGGCUGAGGCUGAGAGAUCCCCUAAACGGUUCCGGGGUUGUGAGGAGGAGGAAGAGGAGGAAGGAAAGGAACGGGAAGAGAGACCGAAGCCGGAGUCAUCGGAAUCCACAUCGGAUGCAGGAGGUGUGUUACCUGAUACUGAAGGCGGGGCUCCGGAGACUGGCCCGGGUGUCGAGGAAGCCAAGGGUCCAGCUGAGAGUGUGGAGUUGCCCAAAGUUGUCCAGGACCAGGUGCCCAGGCUGCAGCAGCUGCUGAAGGCCUUCCAGGAGGGGCUGGAGGGGCUGGAGGAGUCCCCCGUGGACCUGCAGUUUCUUCACGAAUGUAGUCCCAGCCAGAUGGAGUUGCUAUGCAGCCAGCUACAGCUAGCCCAGAUUCCUGAGGGAGGCCUCCUGCAGCUCUGCAGCCACCUGCUGGGUCUAACACCAGCCCUCAGCAUCAGCAACGCCUCCGUGCUGGCCAGGAGCCUCUUCCUUGACCGGAUCCGCUCCCUACCGUCCUCUGCCUCCAGACUUCUCAGGGUGGCCCUCACCUCCUUCUGUGUAAAGUACACCUACGCCGUCUGCAGGGCUGUCCUCUGUCCCUUGUUCCAGGACCCAGGUGUAGGUCCUGCGCAGACUGAGUUACUGUGUUCUCUUGUAAAGGAUGAGUCCCUGGAGCCAGACAUGCAGGUCCAGAUUCUGGGGCAGGUCCUGGAGCUGGCCUGGAGGGAAGAGACCUUCCCGGUGCUGCAGGCACUUCUGGAGCGACAGGUGGAGAUGACCUCUGAAGUGUUCAGUGUCUUGAUGCAGAGGCUCUGCAAGGAGGGGCCGGCAGCCACCACCUCCAUGGCCUACGCCAAGCUGAUGCUGACAGUGAUGACCAAGUACCAGGCGAGCAUAUCUGUGCAUGGGUCCUCCCCCUCUCUGUAUACACAGGACUGCCUGCUGCCCCUAAAGCAAUUCUCACGGUGCAGCCGCGUGGCGGCGCCCCCUAGCGGCCGUAAACGGUGGCGCGUCUCUGGCUCGCCCGAGCGCGGCCCCGGGGCCGGCGGUGCGAGCAAGUCUCGCGGGAACACGCGCUCUAUUUGA